GCCCCUGGCCUAACCUGUGGCGAGGUGGUUUGAGUGCUGUUGGGCAGUCAGUGAUGCAGGUUCAAAGCCAUUCUGGGCAAGGGGGACCUAGAACCCCAGUGUCUUGCUUUCUGGGUGAAUGUUAUAAUUGUUCAGUUACUGGAGCUAAAAUACAGGAGGUCCACCUCCUCCUCCUCCUCCUGAGUCUGCUUGUUAGCAGACAGGUUCCUGGCUGGCUAAGUCUUCAUGUCUUACACAUGCCCAUUGUAGACAUGUACCAGUGUCUGUGCCUGGUCAGCACGUAGAGUACUGCACGGAGUCAGGCUGCGUACACAUGUUUGUGUGUCCACGUUACAGGGGAAGCUGAAUUGCUACCUGUGCGCAAAUGCCAAAACCACAACUUAAAUAGCUAGAAAGCUGCCAUACACACAAAGGAAAGCAAAAUUCCUCCCUAAGUGAGGCAGGGGCCUAUUUCUCUCUCUUCUCUUUUCCUGUCUUCCUCAUCCGUUCUUGGUGCUCCCCCUCCAGGCUCCCCAUACUCCCAUUACGCCUAGUCUUUAUCUUCUACUUUUCCCUGGCCCUAUGUCCAGCCUCUGUCUACUCAGCAUUCAAAUCGGAUAUUUUCUUCCAUGCUGCUUGGGUAGCAGCAGGGAGAUGCUGGAUGUAGAGGAGAUGCAAGCUCCUCGAGUUGAGUGACAGUACCAAGCCCAGAGCUUCUGUUGGAGGUGAGUUCCUAGUGGGACCCUGCAGCUCUGGCUGGAGCCCUUCCAGUUGCCCUGAGGAGCUGGUACACAUCAGGGCUGUGAGCGGAUGAAGUGUGCCUGUAGAUGGCAUAGGUACAGCCUGCUCACAUAGAAAUCCUAGAAGGAUGGAACAUGCUCAGUGAGAGUAUCAUCUGAGAUUUUGGUGGUUAAAUAUUUAAGAUAUCUCUACUGAGCAUGUGCCAAAGGAUUUUUCAGAGAUCCAUAAUGAUCAAAUUUGGGCAGAGUUUUCACAAUAAAAGGGCACACCCUGCCACAAAUGCCACCUGCUUGCUAAAUUUAAAGUUACUGUCCAAAGUGUAGGGGGACUGCAGCUUCAAGAGAAAAGGGAAGGGCUUUUUCUAAUAUCAGCAAAACAGUGUUUUCUUCCUUAGCCUUGUUCUUGGAAAUAGUUAAAACAUUUUGGCUGAAAUUUUCUGAAAAUAUUCACCCUGUGGUAGACAGUCUGCAUGGGACAGUUUCAGCUCACAUGGUUAAAGUAUGUGAAAAUAUAAGCAACUGAAAACGGGACCUUAUCAUAGGAAGUGUUGACAACCAUACUUGCCUUGAACACCCAAUAUUCAGGCAGUGUUGUUUUUUGAAUAUCCAGUCAAAAUGGUAGGUUAAUUUUGAGCCUGGAGAAAAAGGUGUGUUUUAAGAAAUGGGCUUAAAUUUAGUAAAGCAGGUGCCAGUAGUAAUUCUAAAAUAAGUAAAUGUGAGCGUUUCCUGUGUCUUGAUAUUUAAACAUCCCAAAUACAAUAAAAGGACCAAAAUGUCUCAGCGCUUUACUGAUGUUCGUGCCAUACAGAGCUGGCUAGUUCAUUCUAGAGGUUUCAGGAGAGAUGCUAGCCUGUCUUCCUCAAGUGCUGGAAAAUUGUGCGAGUUGACUAUCAUAUUUCCCAGCAUUUCCCUUUCAAAAGAAACAGCUUCCAAAGAGGCAAGAAACUUAAAGAAGUGCAUCUUUCCCACCACACUCCAGUGCCCGUUGAAAUGAACAGGGAUAUUUUCAGAUUUCUACAGGCAGGAAAUGUACUAUCAUUUAUUUGUCACAGGGUGAUCCUGUUACAGACCUGCUUUUCAGUUGGUAAACUUAACAAAAAAUAAGCUUGGGAACAUUUUUUCCUGAAAUGUUUAAAUUUCCCAUUUUGCAAGGAUAAAAAAAAUUCCAGUUAGGAUGAUUUAGCAGUUCUAAAUGGACUUUUCUGACUGAUAGCAGUUCAUAGCAGUCCUCAUGCCUUAUCACACAUGAGAGGUCAAUAUUGGUUUUGGACUUAUCUUCCCACUGUUUUUGCUUUUUUUAAAAUGCAGACUGUCGAUUGAACUGAAAUUAAAAGCUAACAUUCAGUGGCUAUUCCUAGGGGUUAAAUAGUAAGUCAGUAUGCUAUCACACAGGUCCGAGCAAUUAGGUCAAGUGCCUCAUUAACAGAGACCUGUGAAGUGUAUUUUAUGGCAACUUUUUAAUUCUAGAGUUCUUUUGUUUUCAAAACCAUGCAAAGUUAUUCAGAUACUUAGAAAUCUUUCUGUUGUCAUUUAGAACGAUGUUGCCUUCCAAGAGAGUAAAGGACUCCUUUGGGGAAAUUAAAGAAUUGACUCUGCUGUUCCUAAAAUGACAGUGUACUAGCAACUGAGAGAACGCCUUGGCUUGCUACAUGCAAUGAAAAAGUAGUUCUGUGGUUGGUGUCACCUUACCGAACAACUCUGAGAGGGGAUUCACGUCAUAAAGAACUCUCUGCUUGGAGAGGGAAGUCUUCCUUUUCCUUCAUAGGCUCGGAGGACACUCUUUCUUCAGCCCAACCAAAGCUCACAGCCCCUUCUUGCGGACAACCAACUUCCAGCCAAAGCCUCAUUUCUGUUAGUGAGCCAUAAAUACUGCUGUUUCAUUGACAGUAGUGGAUGUAUUUGGGCAGUCAGAGAUAUUUGCUUUUUCUCUAGGGACUGGGCAUACUGUUUCCAUGGUGCUUCCAGCCCUCUGACAGCUCAAGGAAAGGGAGAAUAAUAGUUAUUCCUGUGCCCACCUAUAUAAUGCAGGCAUCAUCAUCACUGAGGCAACCUGUGUGGAAAAAAAAUGCUGUUAGGCCUGCCCAUAUAUUGACCUCCAUCCAUGUUAGAAGGAAGAAAGUGGGUAAAGGAAAGAAAGGGAAGUACUGUAUAUAGAAAGGAUGACAACCGAAAGAGUGAAGGGGAAAAUAUCCCAGUCACAAAUCAGUCCGGGCAUUUCACAGGACUGUAACGGAAGGACAAGAUGGCAAGAACCAGCCACAGCAACUAUGUUCUUCAGCAGCUAAACAACCAAAGAGAGUGGGGUUUUCUCUGUGACUGCUGCAUUGCUAUUGAUGAUAUUUAUUUUCAAGCGCAUAAAGCAGUCUUGGCUGCCUGUAGCUCAUAUUUUAGGAUGUUUUUUAUGAACCAGCAACACACUACAGCCCAGUUGAAUCUCAGCAACAUGAAGAUUAGUGCUGAAUGUUUUGAUCUUAUUCUGCAGUUCAUGUAUUUAGGAAAAAUUUUGACUGCCCCAGCCAAUUUUGAGCAGUUUAAAGUGGCAAUGAACUAUUUACAGCUAUACAAUGUCCCUGAAUGUUUAGAAGAUAUACAAGACACAGACUCCUCUAGUUUAAAAUGUUCAUCUUCUGCUUCUAGCACCCAAAAUAGCAAAAUGAUAUUUGGCGUACGAAUGUAUGAAGACACCGUUGCUAGAAAUGGUAGUGAAGCAAACAGGUGGUGCACAGAGCCGCCAAGUUCAACAGUAAACACAUCACAUCACAAAGAGCCUGAUGAAGAAGCUUUGCAGCUCAGCAGUUUCCCUGAACAACUGUUUGAUGCGUGCAAAAAAAGCACUGUGUCCAAAUUCUCCAGCACAAAAGAGCGUGUGUCACAUUCACGACGCUUUGGAAGAAGCUUCACCUGUGACAGCUGUGGGUUUAGUUUUAGCUGCGAAAAGUUACUGGAUGAGCAUGUGUUGACAUGCACGAACAGGCAUCCAUACCAAAACGCCAAGUACUAUGGCAUUGAAAAAAUGGACUUCAGCGAAAAAGACUCUACUUCCAAAAACCUAUCUGCACAAAUAGACAAGUGCAAAGGGGAUCCGAGCCAAGCAGCCGAUGGGUCUUUGUCUCCAGUGUCAAAUGUUACAAGCAGAAAAAGCAGCACAGUUGCAUCUGAGACAUCAGGUGAAGAGGGAAGCAGAGCUGCAGAGAGGAAGCGAAUUAUGAUCAAGAUGGAACCAGAGGACAGCCCUGUGGAUGAAAUGAAAGAGUUUAAUGUUAUUAAAGUGACAGAUAAAGACUGUAACGAAUCUACUGACAAUGAUGAACUAGAUGAUGAACCGGAAGAGCCACUUUACAGAUACUAUGAGGAAGAGGUCAGUGAAAAGAGAAGAGCUCGAAAAACUUUAAAACCCCGGUUAUUAAUGAAUGAGGAGGAAAGAAAGUAUUUAAAGAGUGCAAGGCACCUUAGCAGGAAGAUCUCCCCAGUACAGGAAGAUACAGAGAACGGCCCCUGUGAACUGUGUGGGCUCACGAUUACAGAGGAAGACCUGUCCUCUCAUUACUUGUCGAAGCACAUAGAAAAUAUCUGUGCUUGUGGCAAAUGUGGUCAAAUACUGGUCAAAGGUAAACAGUUGCAGGAUCAUGCGCAGACAUGUGGAGAGCCUCAGGAUCUGACCAUGAACGGGAUAAGAAACUCUGAGGAAAAAAUGGAUUUAGAAGAGAAUCCUGAGGAACAGUCCGAAAUCAGGGACAUGAUGUUUGCAGAAAUGUUGGAGGACUUCAGGGACAGUCAUUUCCAAAUGAACAGUCUUCCCAAAAAACAGUUAUAUAAGCAUUCUACCUGUCCUUUCCGAUGUCCUAAUUGUGGUCAGCGUUUUGAAACUGAAAAUCUAGUGGUUGAACAUAUGUCAAACUGCCUGGACCAAGAUCUGUUUAAGAAUGCCAUUAUGGAAGAGAAUGAAAGAGAUCACAGACGAAAACAUUUCUGCAAUCUCUGUGGGAAAGGAUUUUAUCAGCGUUGUCACUUGCGGGAACACUAUACUGUUCAUACCAAGGAAAAACAGUUUGUUUGUCAGACAUGUGGAAAGCAGUUUUUAAGAGAACGCCAGUUGCGGCUCCACAAUGAUAUGCACAAAGGCAUGGCCAGGUAUGUCUGUUCCAUUUGUGAUCAAGGAAACUUCAGAAAACAUGACCAUGUACGGCAUAUGAUAUCUCAUUUAUCAGCUGGAGAGACUAUAUGCCAGGUCUGCUUUCAGAUAUUCCCAAAUAAUGAACAACUGGAGCAGCACAUGGAUGUUCAUCUGUAUACAUGUGGAGUGUGUGGAGCCAAAUUUAAUUUGAGAAAAGAUAUGAGAUCUCACUAUAAUGCCAAGCAUUUGAAAAGAACAUAAGUGUAAAUAUACUGUAUAGCAUUAAAUUGACAGCAGAGAAAACACCAAAGUGAGGCAUACAAUAUAUUAGUCAAAACUGAACGAGUUGUUGAAAACAAAUCUCUUCUUAAAGACCCUUUUAAUCAUAGGCGUCUUUGUUUAGGGUCAUUCAGUUAUAUAGCUUUUAAAAACAUCAAGUGUUUAAUUAUUACAUUUUCACUGUUUCCUAAUAGUUUCUGUUUUUAAUUUUAUUGUUUUACUAAGUAGAUAUGAUACAAAUCAUUAUUUUUAAACUGUAGAUUAAAAGCACAAUGUUAUCCCUUCACUGACUUCUAUUAAACAGUUCUCAGUUCCAUGUCAAUAAGAUGAGUGCUUUAAUAUUUCUACGUGUUGUUUCUUCAUGUGACAUUUUAGAUCAAGUAGCGAUUAACAUGGAGGUGGCAUAAUCAUCCCUAAUCUCAAAAUUAACUUUAAAAAAAAAAAAGAAAUUUGAUGCCAGGAAAAACUUUGUUCUGUGACUCAGCUGUAAGUGCAGUGCUGGUGGUUCUCUGAGCCUCUGUCGGAAUUCGAACCAGUCAGGUUGCGGGGGCAAAGGGAAAGAAUUUAAUACUAUGUAGAUAGACUCAAGGAAUUCCCAUAUGAACAGCCAUUCCCAGGCAUGAAGUUCUAGCAGAACUGAAAUGGGCAUUUCCACUCCAGUGUUGCUACUUUCCUUCAGUUUUUCUCCCUAGAUAUUUAUAACUUGCUCAUUGCAGAGGUAUCUAAGUGCUGAAUCCUGCUACAAGAAAGGGCUGGUGAGUUUCCUUAAUAAAUACAAAGAUAUUUUUUACUCCCUUUCAGAAUUUUCUUACUAUGAAAUACUCUCUGAAACUAGUGCAGUCCAGGCCUUUCAAAUCCAUGCCCAGUGCUUUAUCCAGGGUGUUACUUUCAGGGAUGUUUUAAUGUCAGGGAAUAUAAAUAAAUAGAUAAAAUUCAGCAUAUAACCUAAAAAUUAUGUGAGAACUAUUCAGUCAAAUGAGUGUUUUCAGAUAUACUGAAUUUCUUUUUGGAUAUUCAGCUUUAAGGGAACUUCAUAACUUUUUAGGCUGGUAAACAAAUUUACCAUGUGUAUUUUUUUCACGCCAGAGCAACUGAAGGAAAAACUCAUAUUGUGCCCAAUCAUACUUCAGCCCUGGACCUGCAAUUGGAGCACACAGAUCCCAUUGCAAGUUAGGGCUUUAGCAUUUCACGGUGUCAACUCAGUCCUGUCUUCCUCUUACACCACUGAAGUCAUCUGGGUCCUAAAUGGCAGCGGGGCUGAAGAGCACCACUAACAUUACUGUGUACUCAUGUUUCUGUUAUUUCAUGCCUCCUUUCUAAAGGUGAACUGAGCCAAAGCUUAAUACACAAUAGUCCAGGGUGGCUGGUUUAAAUGAUCUUUUUGUGUAAGCAAUCAAGUGUAAGGAGGUGGAAAGAACUAUAUGUCUUGUUCAUCAAAAACAAAAUUUAAAAUAAUGUGGAAAAAUAACUGCUGAUCAGUGAAGGACUGUAACAGCUGAAUUCUUAUGAAGCAUUUAGUUUACAUACAAACUCCCUGAUGUUUAGGUCAGUGCUCACUAUAUCAACACAAACUGAGAUCAGAAAGCAGCCGAGGGAACUGAAAAGGAAAUGGAGUGUGCAGGGAGUUGAAAGAAGAGUAUUGUAGCCCAGGGUGAGCUGAGAGAUUUGGAAUGCUAUGGGGACAUGCCAGGCAAGGGCUGGAACAGCACAGAAAUGGAGACAGAAUUAGAGCACGGUAGUGGGAAGUAGAGAGGAAAAAUCCCAAAGGUGGCAUACAAAGGGAGAGCAUGGAGGAAAGGAUAAAAUGUCCCAGAGAUUCCUGAGGGACCAGAGAAUGAGCAUGACUCAACUUGGUUAGGAGAGCUAUCGGCCUGAAUUAUUAAUUCACUGUGGCACCAACUCUCAUUGCAGAUAGUAUGCUAAGUAUAAACCAGACUUUUGUGCUGGGAGGAUUGCAGUGGAACAACAAGAUUUAGAUUAAGGAUUUCACAUGGUCAAAAAAACAGAGAGGAUUCCUAACAGCUAAGAGUACAAGGGAGAGUUAAAAGAAAAACUUAAGGCCCUUCUACACUGACUCAGGAGCCUUGCUUAAAAUGUAAUAGCCUCUGCUUGUUUAAAACCUGUGUUUGCUGAGAGUGUAAACCUGAUGGGUACCUAGCAUGGAUGGCCCAUAAUAGAAAAAGAGAUUUUAUCAAGGGAUUUAGGAGUGCCCUAUGGUGUAUGCUUUGGUGGGUGGGUGAAAGGGAUUGGAAUCCUAGGAGUAAAUCAAUCCAAUAAAAAAAAAAAACGGGGAGGACUAAAAUGGCUGUGGAGGAAGUAGAAAGAAAUAUUAUUGUCGUGGCAUAUAAAUGUAGGUAAAGGAAUGGCAUUGGAAACCUGAAGGAAAGCCUAGAGUGGCUGAUCAGGGUGGCAGGAGAGAAGAAUGAAGAUUAAAAUAGUUCCAAUGAAAAAAGAGGGUAGGUAUGUACAGGGGAGAGAAGCAAUACAGACAAUCCCCGUGUAACGCUGUUUCGCUUAGCGCUAUUUUGCUAUAAUGCUUGUUUUAAAUUACACCUGAUUUCACUUAGCACUCAGUGAGCUUUGUUGUAACGCUUGCAGUUGCCAUUAACGCUUGGGUCAUUAAAAACAAUUGCGGUUGCCAUCUUAGGUCAUCAUAUACUUUUGGUUCCACUUAACGCUUGGUUUUUCAGGAACCAAUUAAGAGUGCUAGGCGGGGGUUGCCUCUAGUGUGCAGACCACUGAAUAAAACUGUAUGGGAACUGGAGUGCUCCACAGAAAAGAUAAUGAUAUGGGCACACUAAGUACAAAAACACAGUUUCAGCUUUAUCCCCCAUCCCCUACCUUAGUGUAGUGUUUAAAAAUAUCAACUAAUUGAAAACAGCAAAAACCAGAGAACUAGAGUUACUGAAACACUUAAAAUCCCUACAAGAUCCUAUAAAUGUUACUUGAGAGAACAAAGGAGGAUCAGACAAUCUUGAUUUAGAACUCUCCUCUAUCACAUCUGUAUUUUAGUCCCUUCAACAUAGUUACUCUGUACCUUCUUUCUCUGCUAAGUGGAGUCUCAUGCAUGUUUUGAGCGUAUAUUUGGAUGCAUACAAGUAAAGCUGUUGUGGAUCCUUAGGUGAAAGAUGCUAUCUAUAUGUAAGAUUAUCAAGUUUAAAAUAUUUAAAAAAUAAACCUCUUAUCCAAAGAGAUGUGAGCACAGUCUGGAUGCUAAGCCUCCCAUCCUUGCAUUUUUUGAGGGCGCUGUUAUUCCUGCGCAGGUGUCUCCUGCUGUUCUUUCUGAUGCACUCUUCAUCCUGGUGGUGAUAUGGGCUGCAACUCUGAAAAACGUUUUACUGGCAACCAUCUCUGUGCUCUCAGCUUUCAGGAUUUAUUGAAAACUAAGGGGGUUUGUAACAAUCUGGAAUUAACUUUUCCAUGUAAUAAGUGAAGUUUUAUUGUGGGGACCAUGCAGGCCAUUUCCCAUUUUUUUAAAUGUUUUUAAAGUUUGCUUACAGCUAAGUUGUUACUUUUAAGACCUAAUUAACCCUGGGUCAGUCAUAUCUAUGUGUAAUAAGAUGUAUGGAUGACAGGGCUGUGGGAGAAUGCUACUGCUGAUCAUAGAUUUGGAUGGAUUCAGAAUAUCACAUAGACUUCACCCUUUUAGUACUAGCAGUAGGCUUUUCUACUUAGUGGGUUCAUCUACAUGUGCACUUUGCUGCAGCUGACUAAUUAGCUCUUCAGUAAAGCAUUACUGUCUACACAUGCACCAGUCUUAAGAUGCAGUAAAUUAAAUCCACUGUAAGAUAGUACUGUCCCCAACACUAGCUUACAACAGAGUCAUUACUGUGCAGAAACAUGUGUGGACAGUGUCCAGGACCACAGCAGUUUAAGCCAGGGCAGAGCAGCCCUGGACUGGCAGCAGGCUUGGGGAAUCAGCUACACAGCUCUGCAGUUUUGGCACACACAUGCCCCAGCCAUCCCCUCUGUUGCCCAAGGCUGCCACCUGGAGCCUGGGGCUGCCCCCCCACCAAGCCUGCUGCCAGCCCAGGGCUGGUCCACCCUGGCUCAUGCUGCUGCGGCCCUGGGUGCAUGUGCAAACACUGCGCCUAGAAGCAGCUGAUUCUAGCACAAACUAUGCCAGGAUUUAUCUUAUCACAUUAAUGGCACAUGUAGAUGCAUCCAAUAUGUUCCAUUAGUAAAGCAAUCAGAAAAUGCAAUCAACAUGUUUUUCUUACUUUUCAAGGGAAACUGAAAAAAUACUGCACUACAAAAAAACCUAAACUGUCUGUAGGGCUCUAACUGAACAUGCAGAGAGCAUCUACAUGUGCAGUUAAUGUGACUGAAUAAACUCUGGUACAGUCUGAGCCAAAGUAAACUAAUCCCAACAUCACUCUCUACACAUUCAUUUAAGCACAGUAAUAUACCCUGCUGUUGGAUAGUACCUGUGUCUGACGGGAUUAUCAAACAGCGCUGUAAAUUAGUCUACACUGACCCAAUUGCUGCUCAUGUGUAGACAGUUACUCUUAACUGCAUAGUAAAUUAGUCUACUAUGCAGUAAAGCACACAUAUAAAUGUGCCUGCAGAUGCUAAAAUUUCUGCAGUACCUCACUUACUGCUGAGGUUGAUACUGCCCUUUCUAUGCAGACCCCACACACCCACUAUUUUGGUAGCUGAAAAAGCCAAUAUGACUUUCCACAUAAAAAGGAGAGAAAUGCACAUCAUCUACCCUCUGCAUAAGAACUGAAAAGCUUCCUGUAUUCAACUUGCCUUUCAGAUGGUCUGGAGUCCUUUUCUGAUCUCUUGAAGUAGGACAGACAACAGUCACCUUAAACCCACAGACAAACAUAGCUUGCGAUACAGAGAAAUUCCUUUCAGCUCUGGGGGAAUAACAACAGGCUUGAGCACGAAGGAUAAAUACUUUGUGAAAGCUGAGGAAAUAAUAUUAACAUCUAUUAAUGUUACAAUAUGUCUGGAUCUCAGUGUAAAGAAUCUAGAAUUGUCAAGACAAAAUUAUCUAUCUAGAAUUAAGAAGCAAAGUACUUCUGACUUCCAUAAUUCUAAUUUGUUCUUAAAGUCAUCAGACAUGUGGCCAUGCUGGGUGAUGUGCCUACUCUGAAUUUUUAAAGUAUUUUAGAUAAACAGUUAAUUUUUUAAAAUUAGGAAUAUGAGAUUCAGCUUUUUAAAAGUUGUAUUUAGUGGCUGAAAAUGUAUUUCUUUUUAUAAAAAUUCAAAGGAAAAAGUAAUUUUUUGACAUGGUAUACUUGAGCAAUUAUAGUCCAAGGGGGGGUUUUGAAGAGAUGUUAGAAAAUUUUGAAAACAGAAGCUAUAAAUUAAAUGUCUCCUACAACUCUUGUUUACAGUCAUUACUAUGGCAUUAAUUGUGAGCUUUUCUUGCCCCCAAAAUAAGAAAAACUUGUAAUUUGUAACAGAGAAAGAGUGUAUGAUUCAGAAAUGGAUUCAGUAUGACUUAAAAUUUUGGGCACUGAAACAAAUAGCCCUUGUUGCUUUUCAUAAGAUUAGGUGGCUGGUGCCAGCUUUAGAGAGGAAAUAUUAGAGGAGUCUUUCUUCGUGUUAGAUUUUGUCUACAAAUGUCUUGUAACAUUUUCUUGAACUACUAGGGAAAUAAUAUUGUGCAUCCUACUUUCAAUGAGAGUGCUCCCAGCAGCAAUGUUUGUUUGUCUGUUUUACCAUGAGUGUUCAUUAUUAAUACUGGGAGUUGUAAGUAUAUAAAAUAGUUUUAAGAGCAUAUCUAAGGGAAACGUCACAGAAUUAUGGGAUGAGAAAUCAAUCCUUGAUUAUGUAAGACCAACAUUUUUGAUUGUUCUUUGAUCUGGUGUGCCCAACACAAGCUUCCUAGUUACAAGGGCUCUCCAUGUCAAAAGCACUUUGUAACCUCAACUUUACUGGAAGUCAGUGCAAGCACCUUCUAAAAUCAGUACCUCAGUGCCUUAAGUUUAACACCCAAAGUUGGUAAAUGCUUCUAUAAAAGCUAGUUUGCCUUAUACUAUGAUUGAUUUCUUGUCGCCUUAUUUUAAUGUUGAUUCAUUUUGAUCAUUAAGGGCAAAACCAGAAGCUUAAUCUUUUGCUAUUUCUUUUAACAAACUACAGCAAAAGUAAAUCUUCCUGUAGGUACAACCACAGACACAAUGCCGCUUCUAGCAUUUCCUGUGGCGGGGCGCCUACUUCAGAGCUGCUCAAGAAAGUUUUGGUCUCUAAGGCCAAGUCCUGUACUCAGGUUUAAUUAAGCUAAAUUCUUAUUGACAUCAGUGGGAAUUGUACCUGAAUAAAUGUUGAAUAACAGACUCCCCAUACCUUGGGCGAGGAAAAUUUUGUGAGGGACAACCCCAGACUUCCCCAACACACAGAUAUUUGUAGUCCCUUGCCUGUCUCUUCAUCUUUGUGCAGAGAGAGGUAGUUAGCCUUGUUAGUUUAAAGUCAAGUGGACAGCAGGAUAGAUUUGUACUUUAUAGCCUAACCAAAGUAGAUAUAUAAGAAAAGCUUUUGUGAAACUCACUUCUUCAUACGCUGAGCUGAUGAAGCAAGCUUCAGCUCAUGAAAGCUUGUGCAAUAAGUAGAGACUAGACAAAUAGAUACUUUGGUUAGUCUAUAAGGUGCAAAUCUACCCUGCCUUCCUCAUCUUUGUGACAGAGUACCUUCAGCAUUACUUCACUGAACACUGCAAUAACAGUUUUACCAAACCCAACCCCUGAAAAUCAUGAGUGAAACUCCAAAAAACCCCCAUAAUAUUAGCUUAAAAAAACACACUUUCAAAAUAUUUUGGCUCCUCUUGUCCUCUGGUUUCAGAGCCUUUAGGAUGCAUUUGCUUAAUGUUUUGAAGUUGUAUGCAGCAAUCAUGGCACUAGAAACUUACUUUCUAAAUGAAAAUGAAAAUGGAGAUUGUAAUACAUUCCCAUGAAUCUGGGAGUGAAUGAUAUAAGAAGUAUACAAUAAAACAGAGUUGGCAACACAA
Molecule: messenger RNA, 12067 nt
Organism: Alligator mississippiensis (American alligator)
Lineage: Eukaryota; Metazoa; Chordata; Crocodylia; Alligatoridae
Gene: ZBTB1
Product: zinc finger and BTB domain containing 1
Exons: 2
Coding region: 2962-5094 (710 amino acids)
Biological process (GO): regulation of immune system process; regulation of cytokine production; negative regulation of transcription by RNA polymerase II
Molecular function (GO): protein binding
Source: RefSeq, a predicted model, not a curated record